Molecule: messenger RNA, 1799 nt
Organism: Rhododendron vialii
Lineage: Eukaryota; Viridiplantae; Streptophyta; Magnoliopsida; Ericales; Ericaceae
Product: zeatin O-xylosyltransferase-like
Exons: 3
Coding region: 169-1620 (483 amino acids)
Molecular function (GO): UDP-glycosyltransferase activity
Source: RefSeq, a predicted model, not a curated record
GAAGACAAAGAGUGAUAUAUAUUGUGCGACGGCGAUAUUCUAUUUUCAAGGUCACAUGAUACUUCAAAAAUACCCAAUAAUUGGCCCUGAAGAAGUCAAAAGAUCUUGAUCUCUAUUUCUAGUACCCGAAAUAACACAACUCAUUGAGGUAACUUGAACAUAUCAUCUAUGGAUGCCACCAAUAUUAACCAAGAUCCAAGCCAUGGCGCCCUUAGUAGUGGCCUUAGUGUCCGCUCCAAAAAUGCUCAAGUGGAAGUGAUAGUAGUGCCAUUCCCAUUGCAAAGCCAUCUCGACCAACUACUCCGCCUCUCCUGCCUCAUUGCCGCCCACAACAUCCCCGUCCACUAUGCCACCACCGCCACCCACCUCCGCCAGGCCAAACUCCGUUUUGAUUCCCAAACCCACCUCCAAAACUCCAAUAUCCACUUCCAUGAAUUCCCCACUCCUCAUUUCCUCUCCCCUCCCCCCAUCCCAAAUUCCUCCACCAAAUUUCCUUCACAUCUCCAACCUUCCUUUGAAGCUUCAGUGCAUCUCCGUGAACCUGCGGCAGCGCUCCUCCGUGAGGUCUCUGCAGCCACCAGGCGGGUUGUCGUAAUCCACGACUUCCUCAUGGCUUAUGUGGUUCAAGACGUUGGUAGCCUCCCCAAUGCAGAGUCUUAUAUGUUUUGUGCUGUUUCUGCUUUCCACUAUUCUCUUAGAUUUCUGAAGGACCAGAAUUCUUUCCAAGUACUACUUGAUCAAGAACUGAAAGGGAUACCAUCUCUUGAAGGAUGUAGCACUCCGGAGUUCCAAAACCUUGUAUCUCUUCAAUAUGAUUUUCUCUCACUAGCAGCUGGAAUUAUCUUCAACUCAUGCUGGUCAAUUGAAGGUACUUACAUUGAUUUAUCUACAAAGGAAAUGAACAGCAAAAACAAGCAGAUUUGGGCAGUUGGGCCAUUGAAUCAUGACACAAAAAGUGACAGAAGAGAGAUCUCAAAUAGCCGACACAAGUGUUUGGAGUGGCUUGACAAACAAGUCCCUAAAUCCGUGUUAUAUGUCUCCUUUGGAACAACUACUUCAAUGGUGGAUGAACAGAUCAAAGAGCUUGCGAUGGGGUUAGAACAGAGCAAACAUAAGUUUAUUUGGAUAUUGAGAGAUGCAGAUAAAGGAGACAUUUUUACAGGAGAUGUGAAGAGAGCUCAACUGCCAGAAGGGUAUGAGGAAAGGGUGAAAGAAUUCGGAUUGGUGGUGAGGGAUUGGGUGCCCCAAGUGGAAAUUUUGGGGCACCCGUCCACAGGAGGGUUUAUGAGCCAUUGUGGCUGGAAUUCAUGCUUGGAGAGCAUAACCAUGGGAGUGCCCCUAGCUGCUUGGCCAAUGCACUCUGACCAACCUAGGAAUGCUUUUUUGGUUACAGACAUAUUAAAGGUUGGUGUGGCAGUUAAUGCAUGGGAAAAGAGAGAGGAAAUAGUGAAUUCAUCCGCCAUAGCAAGAGCUGUGAAGAGUUUGAUGGCAUCAAAAGAAGGGGAAGAGACAAGGAAGAGGGUGGAAGAGAUGGGCAGUGCCACUCAACAAGCGGUGGAAGAAGGUGGAAUUUCUCGCUUAGAGUUGUAUUCAUUCAUUGCCCACAUAACUAGGGAGUGAAAUAAUCCAUGAAUCGAAAUUUCAUUCUAAAUAGAUUCAAAAUGGUAUUUUGAUAUUUUUUUGUUUUUACUUGGCAAAAGUCAGUAUUGUCAGUUGUAUGAGGGUACAAGGUGCCUACUACUUGACUACCAUUUCACUGGCGUAUUUUGCUGUUUAUUGAGGUAUGCUAAUUGAUGUUU